Messenger RNA from Malania oleifera, 1839 nucleotides. RefSeq lists its product as uncharacterized. The transcript has 9 exons. Bases 375 to 1421 code for a protein of 348 amino acids. NCBI's taxonomy places the organism in Eukaryota, Viridiplantae, Streptophyta, Magnoliopsida, Santalales, Ximeniaceae. The record is from RefSeq and is a predicted model, not a curated record.
GGGAAUUGAAAAUGUUACAGUCCACGUCUAAGUCGAAGCUUCUUUCUGUCUUCAGCCUUCUCCUUCUCUCUCUCUCUCUCUCUCUCUCUCUCUGUGACACUGGUGACCUUUUGACCCAAACUUUUCCGUCAUGGGCCGAUCUCUCUUCUCUGAAACUGCAAGUUUUGAUCUUUGAAUUUUUCAAAUAUAAGACCGUCGUUUGGUACAUUUAGAGUUUGCGUUAAACUCUGCAAGUUCACCGCCAUUGUUUCCGCGGUGAAAUUGGAAAGAGAUGGGUUUGUAGUUAAUCUGCUGUUGUUAAAUUUGCUUCUGGGUUUUGUUUGAUUGAGGUUGUUCUUUCCCAAUAAACUCAAAUUUCCAAGGAUUAAGCUACAAUGCGGGCACCAUCGCUGCUUGCACAGUGCUUGCCUGGUUUGGUACCUCAUGACCGAGGAAAUCACAGCAUGUCCACCAUUUCUGAGAGAGAUAUGCAUCUAUGUUCUCCUGCUGUGGAGAUUCUUCCUUCAAAGGUGGCUCCCCCUUACAAGUAUGCUGGGGAUAAUGUAGACUUGCAGAGUCUCAAUGUAUUAAAGGGAAGAGUCAGUGUUUCCGAUAUUAUUGGGUUUACUGGUUCCGAAAUGAUAUCUGCAAAACCUGAUGGGUAUUUGAAAUCUUGGGACAGUUCUAUUGAUCUUGUUAAUCUCCUGAAGCAUGAGAUUCGUGAUGGACAGCUGAGCUUCAGAGGCAAAAGAGUACUAGAGCUUAGUUGCAGCUAUGGGCUAUCAGGAAUUUUCGCUUGCCUGAAGGGAGCAUGCGCAGUUCAUUUUCAAGACCUCAAUGCUGAAACCAUAAGGUGCACUACCAUACCAAAUGUCCUGGCCAAUCUUGAACAGGCUCGGGACCGGCAGAGCCGACAGCCAGAAAGCCCCCUUACUCCAUCAAGACAAGCCCUAGCCCCAGCAGUGCAUUUUUAUGCUGGGGACUGGGAAGAACUCCCAACAGUUCUGUCUGUCGUGAGAAGUGAUGGUUUUGAAGUGACAGGGAUGAGUCAGAGCUUCUCUGAGGAAGAUUUUAUGGAUGUAGCUAGCAGCCAAGAUGGCAGCAUCUUAGGGCAGGAAUGUUCCUCAAGGCGAUCAAGGAAGCUAUCGGGAAGCCGGGCUUGGGAGAGGGCUAGUGAGGCAGAUUCGGGAGGAGGGUAUGAUGUGAUUUUGAUGACAGAAAUACCCUACUCCGUAACUUCUUUGAAGAAGCUAUAUGGUCUAAUAAAAAAGUGUUUGAAGCCUCCCUAUGGAGUAUUAUACCUGGCAACAAAGAAGAACUAUGUUGGUUUCAACUGUGGGGCAAGACACCUAAGAAGUCUUGUUGAGGAAGAAGGCAUUUUUGGAGCCCAUUUAGUGAAGGAAAUGGCUGACAGAGAGAUUUGGAAGUUCUUCCUCAAAUGAACGAGUUAAACGUUCAAGCUCCCAAGUGUCUUUCCGUUUGACAGCAUUUUUACUUCUAUUUGUGUAAUUAAACAUAUAUAUAUAUAUUACAAGUUAUUUUAUUCCAUUCUUUUUUCUUUUCUUUUUUUUUGGGGGGGGGGGGGGGGGGGGUGGUGGUGUUAGAAAUAAUGGAGUCAGAAUCAAAAAAGAUUGGUUGGUGAACUUCUAAUUUGCCACCAUUCCUUGUGGCAUUCUUUUUGCCCUUUCUCUUCUUGUUUUUGAUUCCAUUAUUGAUUGUAAAUCCAAAGAAAGAUUCUUUUGAUUAAAGUUAGAAUUGAUGUUUAAUUUCUCUCUAGUGUAAUAUUUCUCAAAUUUUGGCAAGUUGCCUCUGUUUGGUGUACUAUUAAUAAUAAUAAUAAUACUUGGAUGUUUUCUGGAC